This is a messenger RNA of Bombus impatiens (common eastern bumble bee), 1804 nucleotides long. Its product is annotated as extensin. Lineage: Eukaryota; Metazoa; Arthropoda; Insecta; Hymenoptera; Apidae. Bases 127 to 1653 code for a protein of 508 amino acids. The record is from RefSeq and is a predicted model, not a curated record. Gene Ontology annotation, molecular function: chitin binding. Gene Ontology annotation, cellular component: extracellular region. The transcript is spliced from 2 exons.
UGCUUGCUGAUAAUCUAUUAAAAAUACUUAUGUAGAAUAUAUAAAGAGGAAGACAAAUCUGAUCGCCAUAACAAGAGUAAGAAGGAAUACAAUACAAGACGAAAUUGUGCGCUUUCAGAAGCAAAAAUGAAAGCAACGUUUGUGGCAAUAUUUGCCACACUUUUGGUGACGUUUGCUUUCGCCACCCCACCUCAAUGUCCAACUAAGGACGGAGAGGAUAUUGUCUUGUUUCCGAAUCCAGAUGACUGCUCGACCUACUAUUCCUGCAGUGCAGGCAGACUGCAGAUAAUGAAAUGUAGUGAAGGACUGGAAUAUAAUUCGGAUUUAAGAGUAUGCGAUUGGCCCAGUGAGCAUGCAGAAUGUAAACAUCACCAUUCAAGACCACCACAUUCUUCGACAGCCCGUUCUACGGUGACAUCUCGUCCUUCACGACCAACUGGAUCUGGCGAAUACAGUCCGUCACAACGAUCUCUUUCUACUGAUGAACCAUUCCGACCAACUCACCCUACUAAACAAACCCACCCUUCAAGACCAACUACUGAACCAUCCCGUCCUCCAAAACCACCUCACCCUACUAGACCAUCCCAUCCUCCAAGACCACCUCAUCCUACUAAACCAUCCCAUCCUUCAAGACCAACUGAUUCUACUGAACCAUCCCGUCCUCCAAGACCACCUCACCCUACUAGACCAUCUCAUCCUCCAAGACCAACUCCAUCUGUCAGUCCAAGGCCAUCUCGUCGACCAAAUCCGGAUUUUCCUCCACACCGCCCAGGCAAUAAACCACACGACCGACCCCUUCCUCCACACCACCCACCACCGUCCCGUUCCACCGCACCACCCACCCAGUCCACCACACCACCGUCCCGUUCCACCGCACCACCGUCCCGUUCCACCGCACCACCCACCCAGUCCACCACACCACCGUCCCGUUCCACCGCACCACCGUCCCGUUCCACCGCACCACCCACCCAGUCCACCACACCACCGUCCCGUUCCACCGCACCACCGUCCCGUUCCACCGCACCACCCACCCAGUCCACCACACCACCGUCCCGUUCCACCGCACCACCGUCCCGUUCCACCGCACCACCCACCCAGUCCACCACACCACCGUCCCGUUCCACCGCACCACCGUCCCGUUCCACCGCACCACCCACCCAGUCCACCACACCACCGUCCCGUUCCACCGCACCACCGUCCCGUUCCACCGCACCACCCACCCAGUCCACCACACCACCGUCCCGUUCCACCGCACCACCGUCCCGUUCCACCGCACCACCCACCCAGUCCACCACACCACCGUCCCGUUCCACCGCACCACCGUCCCGUUCCACCGCACCACCCACCCAGUCCACCACACCACCGUCCCGUUCCACCGCACCACCGUCCCGUUCCACCGCACCACCCACCCAGUCCACCACACCACCGUCCCGUUCCACCGCACCACCGUCCCGUUCCACCGCACCACCCACCCAGUCCACCACACCACCGUCCCGUUCCACCGCACCACCGUCCCGUUCCACCGCACCACCCACCCAGUCCACCACACCACCGUCCCGUUCCACCGCACCACCGUCCCGUUCCACCGCACCACCCACCCGGUCCACCACACCGCCCGCAUCAUCCCCCACAACGUCCUCAUUCCCCUUUUGAUGAGCCCAUCUUUCCAAGAUACGAAGACUAACCAAUCUUAUGAUUAAAAGGAGUUGUUCAAUGUCAUUGAAAUUCUUAGUGUGUCUGACAAAAAUAACGUAUUCAAACUGUAUUCAAUAUAGUUGAACUGUAAUAAAUAUUUCUGAAUUUA